This is a messenger RNA of Fusarium graminearum PH-1, 6455 nucleotides long. RefSeq lists its product as uncharacterized. The coding region runs from base 1 to 6021 and encodes 2006 amino acids. The transcript is spliced from 6 exons. NCBI's taxonomy places the organism in Eukaryota, Fungi, Ascomycota, Sordariomycetes, Hypocreales, Nectriaceae. The record is from RefSeq and is a predicted model, not a curated record.
AUGACGGACUCUACCCGUCAGGCCUUAAUUGCGGCCUUUACUUUCGGCUUGGUCGCCUACGCUGGUACCGCUUCCAUCUUCUUUCUCAACAAGCGUACCUCCAAGACCACCCGAGAUGCACCGAGGCUGGCCCUCAUUGCUUUCCUUAUUUCUUCAGCCCUUUGGGCCCAAUCACAAUUUGGCGCCUUCUUACUUAAUACCGAUUCGACCUCGAGCUGUCAGGUUAUGAUAGUCUUUGCAUCAACAUUCGACCAGUUUGCCCGAGUAUGCAUGCAACAAAGUCUGCUAUGGACCUUCAGCGCCUUCAGCCUUGUCUCCCUCACCGAGGUUGGAGUCAUGCAAGGACUUGUAGUAUUGCGGCUUAUCCUUGGAGGCAUCUUCGUAGGCUUUCAGCGCCCACAGCUUGAGACUGUCUGCGUGACGAUGACUGCGGUUCUGCCGGUUGGAAUCACAGUCUCUGUCACAGACACUGCUUUCAUGGCAUUCCUCCUCAUAAGAGUCAUAUCCCGCGGAGCAUACUCUGACAACCAAAAGGGAGCCAUCACUUCCAACCAGUCCCGUGCAGUUGCAGUUAUUGUCUUGGGUUUCAUUAUCUGGACCGGGACCAGCGCUCCCCUGAUGCUAAGCAUUGGCCCAAUGCCUAUAGUUCUGCGAACAACUGUGCCUGCGGUUGGUCUCUUGAUCUUGAUUGGCCUUCUCACUUUCUUCCAUCAUCGGUUGUUUCGCGAUAUAUCCAAACCCGUACAGACACUAGAUGUGCCCGACUUUGAUGCUUCGCGAGGCUUUGAUACUCGGCAGAUGUACACUACUGAAAUCCAAGGCGGUGCCGAUUAUCGAGAUGACUUCGCGGCGACAACAAGGGGCGACUUUACAGGAAUGUCCAAGCCUCUACCAGUUGCCACAGAAUCCGAGCGACUACCGAAUAUUUCGAUGCCUGCCGCUGGACAAGCGAAUGUUGGAAUGGGCGGUGUUCCCGUGUUGGGCCAACUAUUUCCCUUACCGAAAAGCCAGGAACCACCAUUCUCGACAGAACCGAUCGAAGUACACCGAGCGAUUCCCGAACAGACGAUGGUGAACAGAUGGAGUUCAGGUUCUAGCUUGGACGAAAGGGCAAUGUGGGAGAAUGGAGACAACCAGGUUGCUCCACGACUGGAAAAUUUCAGCGCAACUACAAAACCAUCAGCAGAACCCGAAGUCGCAGUCACCACAUCAGCUUUCCUGUCGCCCGGGAUGGAGGGAGUUCGCCGACGCUCACCGCGACAGUCCCCUCAACAGUCUCCCCAGCAGUCUCCUCGACAAUCACCUCGACGUCUACCUCUGCCAUCGCCAGCUUUGUCUCUCUUCCCGCGCUCUCCUCGUUCGGUUUCGACUCCGAUGAAAGCUCAAGCACAAACUCCCGUAAAAACUACGGAAGAUGGCAUCGUCAACUUUUCUCUGCCUGUUAAAGCGCAAUCAUUGCACCCACAGUCAGCGAAGCUCCAGCCCCCAAAGUCCGCACCUUUGGCUGCCAUACCUAGGAGUAAUGCGAAGGAAAUCUUGAGCAAGAGGGAAGACUCUGCGCGAACACUUUCCGUGGUUCAUAGACCUCGACCUAUUCCCAGAAAAUCGAACAUUGACCGUGCUCUUUUUCCAACUGGAGGAUCUCCAAGUCUCCAGAACCACAAGCGGUCGCAAUCCCUUGGCGCCGAUCGAUCCAAGCAGCCACUCGACACACCGGCGGAUAUCGACUACGACCUAUCUCGACUAAACGAGUUUGCUAACGUACUUGCGGCCAAUGUGCCAACACAGAGCGAGACAACAAAUCAGCGCAAUACGAGACGACGAUCACGGUCGGUGGGUUCGCUCCCGAUACAAGCAGCUGACUUUGUGCCGAUGCCCCCAAUGCCAGAGCUCAGCGAAGCCAAGCCAAAGAUGGAUCAUGGCGACGCGCCGGUAACGUUCUUGAGGACGCCAGAAAGUCUCAACUCAGCCAAGACAUCUACACAAUCUCCGGAGAGCGUUCAGACCACGGUCAUCAAGAUGCCUGCAGUGCCAAGAUCACCGACAAGCCCGUAUUGGAAACAAGAGCUAGCGACCAGAUACGGGCGACGGUCGUCGCCUAUCCUACCAAUUGAGGAUUUGAGUGCGCUCACUCCUUCUACGGUACGAGAUGAUGAUAUGACGAUGGACAUGGCUGAUGUUCGGUCACCUGCGAUGCAAGUCCACCUGCAACGGGCCCUGACAGUGACCGUUACGCCCAAAAGUCAACAGCGGAGCCGACUCGGCGUUGCGGAUACCACAUUGCCGUUCAGAGAGGAGAGCCAGCAGUCACCCCUGCCAUCUGCGGAUGCCAAUGUCGGAGUUGGAUCGGAGCUGCGACGCGCCGAGGAGCUUGAAGCCAAGGUGGGGGAUGUGCGUCCAACAUUUUCAGCAAGGGGAUACUCGACGAGACCACGCCGGAGUGUGCCCCCAGCACCACUUGUUCUCCGCCGGCUCGACAACAUGUAUGUUGAGCCAUCGCCUGUGGAAACCGACGACAGUGUGAGCGUGGAGGGAGUUCUUCAGAAUGAUUCUGUUUCUCCGCACGCAUCUUAUCAGAUAACGGAGAAUGAUAGACUAGCGCUUUUGACAAAUCUGGAACUAGAACUCAAUCAGCAGGAGCACCAAUGGCAGACGAUUCGCCAUACCAUGCUUGCCCGUGAUUCGCUGUCUACAGUGGGAUCACCGCCUAGCCGAGAUUCGCGCUAUGGAAGUGCGCGCCAGUCCCAGUCAAUUGCCCGUGGGUCAAGGCUUGUCCAGCGCGGUGAAUUAGAUGCGGACUACGAUCUUCUCGCCCUGUUUCCUCAGACCGACCUGAAAGCCAGCGCAAAGCGCAUGCCUAGUUCUACUUACCCCAGGUUUACAGCCCCCUUAGGCACUCCAACCCCUCCAGACACUGAUGAGGAGAGCGAAUACGAUGAGGAUGAGCUGGAGGCUCUGAUUGGCCAGACUGAGAGCACUCCUGCCAAGGAGGCCGCGCUGCUUUGGCGCCCCACAAUGUCCGUGGAGGGCCUUGCUGCCAAUAUCACAACCUUGUCACUCUGGACCCCGGCUUCCAGACCUGUGGGAAGUUUCGUGCCAAAGGAGAUCCCAGGCGAGUCGAAACGUGGCCCCGUGAGGAAGAAUCUAAAGCCGCUCGUAAUUGAAAGUUCAAGACUAUGGGAGAAGUCUGAAUCCAAGCCAACGUCAUCAGAUAAUGGACUGUGGCAGCCAACAUCUCAGGCUAAAACCCAAGUGCUGGAUGUUGAAACCCAGCAGCAGCAGGCAAAGCCGACCCGCAACCCCCCUCGACGGAUCAGACGUGUCACAUUGUUGCCAGAUAUUCUGGAGAGUCCCAAACCACUGCCUAAUAAGCGCGGCACACUUGGAAUUUUCCAGUUCCCAUGGGGUGAUCGAUCAGAUAGUGCGACAGUAAACCCUUGGCCACUAUCGACCAUGAGCGUAUCUGAGAUGAUCUAUCAGGCUGGUGCGCUUGAUGCGGGUACAAGCAUGGGUAUGCAGAGUAACGUCUCUCAAUUUGACAUGGACGACUACGAGCAGGAUGAUGGAGACUACUACGACGAUUCGAGCGAAACGUACGACAGCGACGACGAAGAUAUGUUUGAGCGUGUAGAGCCUGCGUCUGUGGCCCAGCCAACGGAUAAAUGGCUCCAGGAUGCCCCACAAGGUAAAAUGCAUGCAUCUCACGAGGACGGAAUGGAGGCACGAUCAGAAUCUGAGUAUGACGACGAGAUUGACUCUGACUCUGGCUCAGACUCAGAGGCAGAACCCAUGUUUUUGAAACAUUUCAAAAGCUUGGAGCAUGAGCCACUGACAGAGAUGCACAGCAGCGGUAAUGUGAGCGAUGACAAAGCCAAUCAACGGACAAGUCUCCGCACACAAGCCGAGCACGACAUUGAACAGACUGGAGAUUGGGGUGUAAAAGCCGAUACUAGCGCAGUUACCCCCACUACAACACCGACGAUGACGCCCACGGAUUUUGAUCUCCGGGAGGAGGACGAAGAAAAAACUCGAAUCAGGGUCCCAGACCGUCGGCAGCCGCAGCAGAUUGCAUCAAUAAGCAUGCCUGUGCCGCAGAAGGCUCGCUGCUUAUUGAUGGACGUGGACCAAGCUUCACCUGGCGCACCAAUCAGACCCACCGAUUCCCCUCAUGCGGAUGAAGAGACCUGCACUGACAGGGAGUCCAAGUCCCGUGGCGCUCCAAGCGCAGGGCAUCCGUCAGCGCCUGUGCUUCUGUCCCGCUUCCUGGAGCGUUCCAUUCCAAUUUCUAAGCCUGACGUUGGCGUUGGCGCUGAUGCUGAUACUGUCUCUCCGAGCCCGCUCAAGCCAAAUCCGCUCGUCAUUUGCAAAUCCGAGACCCCGACAGGCCGAGAGCGAACUUUGGUUAAUACCUUGGGAUAUCCUGAGCCAUCUUCUUCCUCUCUUCCUCCAUCUCAAUUUUCAUCUCCCCAACAAGCAACAACAUCUACACCCGAAUAUUCCAUGGCUCUUUGGACUCCCAGCACUCCCGUCACUCGUUCCAACUACGGACUUUUGCAACCCGAUACUGCUACUUGGAACUCGUACCUGCCCACUGGUGAGGCUGCACGCCUUGUUCCUGCCAAGGCCGACAUGCCUUCUAUCAAGAGCAACUCUCUCUGGACUGCACCAGCAAAGAAGGCUGAAUACAACAACUUCGGACUUUGGGGAACAAAGCAACCUCUGCCCGGCAUGUGGACUCACUCACCCGUCAACACAAAGAUUUCCUACGGUCUCCCCCAGCCUGACGCAGAGACCUGGGCUACUUAUCUUAUCGUUCAAGACGAUGCCAGCCGAGUAAAGCCUAGAGAGGCCGAGCCUGCAUCUGUUUACAGCACAUCUUUGUGGGCCCCCACAAAGGCCGCUAUUCCCGAAACCCCAUCCGAGGAUGGUCUCUGGAGCGGAUCAAGCUCCGCAGCUUCGGUGAGCGGCUCCGAGCCUUCCACCCUCAGCGAUAAGUCGAUGGAAGUGGUCAACUUUGGAUUGUGGGAGCCUCUUCCCGCUGUUGUUGAAGAUGAAGAGCCUGCCGGUCUUUUCAGCCUCAGCCACCGCCGCACCAACUACCGCACAACCAAGAUGGCACCUGCUGCCCAAGGAAUGGAACGGGCUCCCCGAAGAGCUCUCGAGGCCUUCCCCGAUUUUGGAUUUACCCAUCUCUGGAACAUGGCGCCUCUUUGGGACUCCAAGGCCAAUACUGCUGCUAUCAAGCUGCAGCGAGAAAUCGAUUCGUUGAUUUUGGAGGGUCUAUUCAGCCUGAACCACCGCCGCAACACCUUCCGCACUACCUCCGCAAGCCCCGCAGCGCUCGACACACGGCCCAAGCAACGCAUCUCGCAGCAAUCUCUGCCGCAGCUCACCUCAGAUAGCCUCUGGUCCGUGCACACAGCCCGCAAGGAUGUUGGCCAAGUCAACUGGCUCUCUCUCUCCACAAUCAGGCCGAGAGCGACCUCGGUUGCAUCAUCCUUCUCUGAUAACGACUCUAUCAUGUCUGUACCCGCUCUUACCAGAACCUCUUCCAUCAAGUCCGAGAGGUCCCGUCCUGCCGCUACUCCUACAGAGUGGCUCGCUGCUCUCGACGAGGCCAUCAAGCUGGGAUCUGGCAAGACCCUGGAAAUCGAUACCGGAGACUCUUACCAGCUCUGGUCCAAGCCUGACGCUGAUGUUGACGAGCCUGUUAUCGCCUCGGAUGAGCUUUGGAAGCCCAUGAACAACCGCUUUCUUGAAUUGACUCCCACAAAGAGCGAAUUCGACCAGAUCCAUUCCGAGUCUGGUACUUCCCAGCGUGGCCGCACCCAGAAGGCCCGUCCCCCGAUGCCUAUGUACCCUGGCUCUUCCUCAUCUGCCUUCCUUCCCGGAGCAAGCGAGACUCCUCGCGACUUCAGUACUCAAGCGCUCUGGGCUCAGUCUCAGUCUGAGGCCAAGGAAGACGGCUCCUGGAUGAACAGGUCCAUGCGAAAAGGACUGUCAUUCGUGCAGCUGUGGUAAACCACGGACCCCUGCAUUUGCAUUGGCGAACAACGGGAACGAAAGACAACCCCGCGGGGUUACGGGUUUCCUGGUUGUAUGACAUGACGUUACGAUCACCAGAUUCUUUCGGACAUGGGUUUUGCAAAAAUUACACAUUAAAGCGAUUGGUAUAACAUCCCCAGCCUGCAGUAGCACGGUAGUUGGGUCGAAACGGAUUGCGAGCGUUGCUUUGGAUGACUUUUUUCUUUCUUUUUUACCGGCGUUGGAAUGCGAUACGGGAACACAUCAACCCAUCGCAGUAGGCAUCCUGUCUCUUUCCGCGUGCAUAGCAUCUUAUCUUGCUCACGCCUAGCGUAUGAUUAGCAUAUAACACGGCACAGUCAACCUGUGCCUCAAAACGUCUGUGACGCAUUCGAUAUCGAAUGAUAAAUUGAUCAAAAUCAUACCAGAAA